AUGACAGAGCGCACACCUUUCGCACCACAAAAGCCAACGGGCACCCAAGACUCUUCACCGGGGUCGAACACGACAGUGGCAUCACUCUCUACACCCAGUGCCACCAAAUUCCAAGCCAUCGACGCGCAAGCCCCGGUCAAUGAGGGCUACCCGCACGGUACUCGCUUGGCUGCCAUUGUUCUCUCACUCCUGCUGGCCAUGUUUCUGGUGUCUCUUGAUAACACCAUUCUUGGAACUGCUAUCCCUAAAAUCACCGAUCAAUUCCAUGGCCUGAACAAGGUUUCAUGGUACGGAGCGGUAUACUUCAUGACCUUUGGCGGUGGGUUCCAAUCGACCUGGGGAAAGGUCUAUAAGUUCCUUCCCAUCAAACUUUGGUCCCUUAUCGGCUUGUUCAUUUUUGAGCUGGGAAGCCUCCUUUGUGGAGUCGCCCCAGAUCCCACAGCUCUGAUAGUGGGCCGGGCAAUUGCAGGGUUGGGCGGAGCUGGGGUGACGGUGGGAAUCUUCAGCAUACUUGGAUUUGCCGCCCCUCCUGAAAAGCGUCCGCAGUUAUUAGGGUAUACCGGCGCCACAUACGGAAUCGCUGCGGUUCUCAGUCCCCUUAUCGGAGGCGCCUUUACCGAUCAGUGCUUCUACGUUAACCUACCCAUUGGGGGGUUUGCGGCGGUGAUUAUCCUCGUAUUCUUCCAGGCCCCGGCCAAUGCAAUGCCCGCGCGAGCCACUCUGCGCGAAAAGUUGUUGCACAUGGACUUUGUCGGUGCCGUUCUCGUGAUGGGGUUGAUCAUCUCAUAUAUCUUAGCACUGCAGUAUGGUGGUCAAACACAUUCCUGGAAGAGUAGCGUCGUGGUCGGCUUGCUGGUCGGUUUCGUUCUCAUUCUGGGGGUCUUCGUCGCAUGGGAAAUCUACCAAAGAGAGCAUGGAAUGAUAGUUCCGCGACUGUUCAUGCAACGCUACAUCUUUGUCGGUUCCAUCUUCAUGUUCUUUUUCGGUGGCGCGUACUUCACAGUCUUGUAUUAUCUCCCCAUCUACUUCCAAAGUGUCUACAACAGUAGUCCCAUCGGAUCCGGGGUCAAGAUGCUUGCCCUCAUCAUUCCCUUGACGAUUGCCGCCAUUGUCCAAGGGGUUGCACUAUCCAAGAUCGGCAUCGUGCCUUUAUUCUGGGUGAUUGGCGGCGCGAUAGGAACCAUCGGGUGCGGGCUCUUUUAUACCAUGGGCACCCACACUUCGACUGGCCAGUGGAUUGGGUAUCAGAUCCUGGUGGGAUUUCCGAUUGGGUGGACAUUUCAGGUCGCUCUUUCCAACGCACAGGUCCAUGCGGCACCCGAGGACAUGUCGCAAGUGGCGUCUAUUGUGAAUUUCUUCGUGACCAUCGGCGGGUCUUUCUUCCUGUCCGCCGCACAAUCCGCUUUAUUUCUACAACAGACAUACCCUUUCGAUAAGAUAAACAUUGCAUUCUCAGAUAUUAUUUGGCUCUGACAUGGAAUCAGUUACAUUGCGAGACCCAUAUAUCACGCUGUCUGUGUCACGGGGUAUUCAAUUUUAUCAGUAGAGCAACGAGCGGGCUCGCAUUCAGGCGAUGAAAGAUGGAUUGGCCGCCAGACCAACGCAGUAGUCUGAGCAAUCGCCUGCUCAAUGGCAUCCACCAACUUGUCCACCUGCAGUCGGAGGGAGCAGGGGGCUCCGUCACACUGGUGGCUACAGUUGUUCUUCAUUUGCAAGAUGCGCCUCUCGAUCUCAGCUACUGAGAAAUUUUCGAAAGGGCCCAGUGAUGGCCAGAGCCCGCAGUCUCUUAGCUCUUUGAAGUAGUGUGUUACUCGUAAAGCUCGUGUACACUCUCUCUCCAACCGUUCGGCAGGGCAAUUGGUUCAAAACAUCUUACCCGCCGGGUAAGUGCUAUCGCACCGUGUGCAUAAGUUGUUAUUCAGUGUGAAGGAUCUCCGACA
This is a messenger RNA of Aspergillus brunneoviolaceus CBS 621.78, 1940 nucleotides long. Its product is annotated as MDR family MFS transporter. Lineage: Eukaryota; Fungi; Ascomycota; Eurotiomycetes; Eurotiales; Aspergillaceae. Bases 1 to 1473 code for a protein of 490 amino acids. Gene Ontology annotation, biological process: transmembrane transport. Gene Ontology annotation, molecular function: transmembrane transporter activity. The record is from RefSeq and is a predicted model, not a curated record. The transcript has 6 exons.